Messenger RNA from Oncorhynchus masou masou (cherry salmon), 7681 nucleotides. Its product is annotated as dedicator of cytokinesis protein 9-like. Gene Ontology annotation, biological process: small GTPase-mediated signal transduction; positive regulation of GTPase activity. Gene Ontology annotation, molecular function: guanyl-nucleotide exchange factor activity. The record is from RefSeq and is a predicted model, not a curated record. Lineage: Eukaryota; Metazoa; Chordata; Actinopteri; Salmoniformes; Salmonidae.
GGAGGCUCAGACAUUCAGACAGAGUAGUCCAAGAGAGGGGAGUUGGUGCCUGAAGAGAGCUACAGGGGUUCUGGAGAACUUCCCUAACGUUACCCUGCAUAAGGCAUUUCUCCAUUGGACAUGCUGGCUGCCUGUUGCUGCUCUUUGGGAUCUUGUGAGGAGAUUUGUGGCCACAGCUGUUGACAAUGCAAGGAAGGGCUAACAAAGCCCCUAAGAAGGAGCUGGUGAUCGAGUCACCCCAGCAGUACAAGAGCUUGGCUGGAGCCGAGGCGGAGGUGGAGGCGGUGCCACAGGUGGUGGUGAAGCCCAAGGUGAUUGAGCCGCUGGACUAUGAGAGUGUGCUGGUCCAGAGGAAGACUCAGAUUCUCAGUGAUGUCCUCCGGGACAUGCUGCAGUUCCCCCAGGAGGACUUCCAGAUUGCGACUCAGAGGCGCCAAGGAAGAACUCUCUACCCCACAGUGCCUGAGAACGCCGUGAAGGAGGCGCAGAGUCUGUUUGUCCAGGAGUGCAUCAAGACCUACAAUUCUGAUUGGCAUGUCGUUAAUUACAAGUACGAGGACUACUCCGGGGACUUCCGGCAGCUUCCAAACAAAGUGUCCAGAGCAGACAAACUGGCUGUCCAUGUUUUUGAGGUGGAUGAAGAUGUCGAUAAAGAUGAAGACUCAGCCUCUCUAGGUUCCCAGAAAGGUGGGAUCACAAAGCAUGGCUGGCUGUACAAAGGCAACAUGAACAGUGCCAUCAGUGUCACCAUGAGGUCUUUCAAGAGGAGGUAUUUCCACCUAACCCAGCUGGGUGACGGCUCUUACAACCUGAACUUCUACAAGGAUGAGAAGAUCUCCAAAGAACCCAAAGGAACCAUCUUCCUGGACUCCUGUAUGGGAGUUGUUCAGAAUAACAAGGUGCGGCGCUUUGCCUUUGAGCUGAAGAUGCAGGACAAGAGCACGUACCUGCUGGCUGCCGACAGCGAGGGAGAGAUGGAGGACUGGAUCAGCACUCUCAACAAGAUCCUCCACAGCAGCUUCGAGAUCGCCAUGCAGGAGAAGCGGAACGGGGACAUCCACGAUGAUGAUGAGCUGGGAAAGGCAGAUGGUUCGUUGGGGAGUAUGGACAGCUUUCAGAGUGCAAGAGAUAUUGAAUCGAAAAUGAGGAACGAGACCAGAUUGAAACUGUUCACCUUGGACCCUGACACACAGAAACUUGACUUCUCAGGGAUUGAGCCUGAUAUAAAGCAGUUUGAAGAGAAGUUUGGAAAGCGCAUUUUGGUGAACUGCAAUGACCUGGCCUUCAACCUGCAAAGCUGUGUAGCGGAGAAUGAGGAGGGACCAACAACAAACGUGGAGCCAUUCUACGUGACCUUGUCGCUGUUUGACAUCCAGAACAGCAGGAAGAUCUCGUCGGACUUCUACGUGGACCUGAAUCACCCGUCCGUCAGACAGCUAGUGCCCAACCCCAGCAGCCCGUACAUGAACGGGGGAGGGGAUGCUCUGCCGGGGGCGCAGAGGGGCGUCCACGGCCUGCCUGAGGGGGCCAUGCAGUACCCCAGACAGGGAGUGUUCUCUGUAACGUGUCCACACCCAGAUAUCUUCCUGGUGGCUCGCAUUGAGAAGGUCCUGCAGGGGGGAAUCACCCACUGUGCUGAGCCCUACAUGAAAAGCUCAGACUCCACCAAGGUGGCACAGAAGGUCCUGAAAAAUGCCAAAUUGGCCUGCAGCCGUUUGGGCCAGUACAGGAUGCCUUUUGGAUGGGCCGCCAGGACUCUGUUCAAAGAUGCAUCGGGGACGCUGGAUAAAAGUGCUCGUUUCUCCGCCAUCUACAGACAGGACAGCAACAAGCUGUCCAACGACGACAUGUUCAAACUGCUGGCUGACUUCAGAAAGCCAGAGAAGAUGGCCAAGCUCCCUGUCAUCUUAGGAAACCUCGACGUUACCAUUGACAAUGUUGCCCCUGACUUGACAAGUUGUGUUACCUCAUCCUACAUUCCUGUGAAGACUUUUGAGAGCAGCGAGAAGACGAACAUCUUCUUUGAAGUGGAGGAGUUUGUUCCCUGCAUUGCCAAGUGCUCCCAGCCGUUCACCAUCUACAACAAUCACCUCUACGUCUACCCCAGGCACCUGAAGUACGACAGCCAAAAAUCCUUCACAAAGGCUAGAAACAUAGCUGUCUGCAUCGAGUUCAAGGACUCGGAUGAGGAGGAGGCUGUUUCGCUCAAGUGCAUCUAUGGUCGACCAGGAGGACCCCUGUUUACCAAAAAUGCAUUUGCUGCAGUAUUACAUCACCAGCACAGCCCGGAGUUUUAUGAUGAGUUUAAGAUGGAGCUUCCCACCCAGCUCAAUGAGAAGCACCAUCUGCUGUUCACCUUCUUCCACGUCAGCUGUGACAGCAACAGCAAGGCCAGCACCAAGAAGAGAGACGUGGUGGAGACACAAGUGGGUUACGCCUGGCUGCCUCUGCUGAAGGAUGGCAGGGUGAUCAUGAAUGAGAGUCACGUCCCCGUGGCUGCCAACCUGCCCGCUGGCUACCUCAGUUGUCAGGAGGGUGUCAGCAAGCAUCCUGAAAUGAAAUGGGUGGAUGGAGGGAAGCCUUUGUUCAAGGUGUCCACUCACCUCGUCUCCACGGUGUACACUCAGGAUCAACAUUUGCACAAUUUCUUUGCCCACUGUCAGAGCACAGAGUCUGCAGCCCAGGUGGCAGCAGGAGAGCUGGUCAAGUAUCUGAAGAGUCUUCAUGCUAUGGAAAGUCACGUGAUGGUUAAGUUCCUGCCCACCACUCUCAACCAGCUGUUCCGGGUGUUGACAAGUGCCACCCAUGAGGAGGUGGCCGUCAACGUCACCAGAGUCAUGAUUCACAUUGUUGCCCAGUGCCACGAAGAGGGGUUGGAGCACUACCUACGAUCAUAUGUCAAGUAUGUGUUUAAGACCGAGCCAUACACAGCCACUACCACGAGAACAGUACAUGAGGAGCUGGCCAAAGCCAUGACUGCAAUCCUAAAGCCUUCCACAGACUUCCUCACCAGCAACAAGUUGCUCAAGUACUCCUGGUAUUUCUUUGAAGCCUUAGUAAAGUCCAUGGCCCAGUACUUGAUUGAGAGCAGUAAAGUCAAGCUGUCCAGGAACCAGCGUUUCUCGGCCGGCUUCCACCACACGGUGGAGACCCUGGUCAACAUGAUGAUGCCCCACAUCACCCAGAAGUACAAGGACAACCUGGACGCAGCCCGGAAUGCCAACCACAGCCUGGCUGUCUUCAUCAAGCGCUGUUUCACCCUGAUGGACAGAGGCUUUGUCUUCAAGCAGAUCAACAACUACAUCAACUGUUUUGUGCCCGGAGACCCCAAGACUCUGUUUGAGUUCAAGUUUGAGUUCCUGCGCGUCAUAUGCAACCACGAGCACUACAUUCCCUUGAAUCUGCCCAUGCCCUUUGGAAAAGGGAGGAUACAGAGAUUUCAAGACCUCCAGUUGGACUACUCGCUGACAGACGACUUCUGUAAGAACCACUUCCUGGUUGGGCUGCUGCUGCGGGAGGUGGGCGGGGCCCUGCAGGAGUUUCGAGAGAUCCGUCAGAUAUCCAUCCACGUGCUCAAGAACCUGAUGGUCAAGCACACCUUUGAUGAACGCUACACUUCCAAGAGCCAGCAGGCUAGGUUGGCAACUCUCUACCUGCCCCUAUUCGGUCUGCUUCAGGAGAACGUCAACAGGCUCAAUGUGAAGGAAGUCUCCCCAUUCAUCAUCAACCAGUCCAACAAUGUAAGGCUGACAUCUAGUGGCUGGCUACCACCACAACUCAAAGGCCCUACCUGUAAAUGUUACUUUACUAAUGGUCCAUUUUCCUUUCAGAAUGGAAGAGAUGACCCACUCCUGGGCAACUCCAUGAUGAUGACGCCUCCACGCUCCAGUACUUUGUUAGACAACAGUUUGCACAAGGAUGUAUUUGGGGUUAUCUCUGGCACCGCCUCCCCCCACGCGUCCUCCACCCCCAACAUUAACUCUGUCCGCCACGCUGACUCCCGGGGCUCCCUCAUCAGCACUGACUCUGGCAACAGUCUUCAUGAGAAGAGCAACUCUCUGGACAAGAACCAGCCAGCCUCAGCCCUGGGCAGCAGCCUACUGCGCUGUGACAAACUGGACCAGGCUGAGAUCAAGAGCCUGCUCAUGUGCUUCCUGCAUGUCCUCAAGAGCAUGUCUGAGGAUGCUCUGUUUACAUACUGGAACAAGGCCUCGUCUGCUGAGCUCAUGGACUUCUUCACGCUAGUAGAGGUGUGUCUCCAUCAAUUCCGAUACAUAGGAAAAAGAUCCAUCGCAAGGAACCAGGAAGGGGUGGGACUCGUAGCAGCACAUGAGCGGAAGUCUCAGACUCUGCCUGUGUCCCGUAACAGGGCGGGAAUGAUGCAUGCCCGCUUACAGCAACUCAGCAGCCUGGAUAACUCAUACACUUUUAACCACACCUAUAGCCACUCUGAUGCUGACGUGGUGAACCAAUCGGUCCUGGAAGCUAACAUCGCCACGGAGGUCUGCCUCACCGUGCUGGACACUCUCAGCAUCUUCAUCAUGGGAUUCAAGACCCAACUCUGUUCGGACCAUGGCCACAACCCGCUCAUGAAGAAGGUGUUCCAGGUGCACCUCUGCUUCCUGCAGAUCAACCAAUCAGAGACGGCCCUCAAGCAGGUCUUCACCUCGCUGCGCACCUUCAUCUACAAAUUCCCCUGCACCUUCUUCGAGGGUCGUGCAGACAUGUGUGCUUCGUUCUGCUACGAGAUCCUAAAGUGCUGCAACUCGAAGCUGAGCUCCAUCCGCAGCGACGCCGCCCACCUCCUCUACUUCCUCAUGAAGAGUAACUUUGACUACACCGGGCGCAAGUCCUUCGUCCGCACUCACCUACAAGUGGUGAUCGCCGUCAGUCAGCUGAUCGCUGACGUCAUCGGUAUCGGAGGAACCCGCUUCCAACAGUCCCUGUCUAUCAUCAACAACUGUGCCAACAGUGACAAGACCAUCAAGAACACCGCUUUCCCGUCAGAUGUGAAGGACCUGACCAAGCGGAUCCGGACGGUCCUGAUGGCCACAGCUCAGAUGAAGGAGCAUGAGAGAGACCCGGAGAUGCUGGUGGACCUGCAGUAUAGCCUUGCCAAGUCCUACGCCAGCACGCCCGAACUCCGCAAGACUUGGCUGGACAGCAUGGCCCGCAUCCAUGUGAAGAAUGGAGACCUGUCCGAGGCAGCCAUGUGUUAUGUGCACGUGGCGGCACUGGUGGCCGAGUAUCUCCGGAGAAAAGGCAUGUUCAAGCAGGGUUGCUCAGCCUUCCGGGUGGUCACUCCCAACAUUGAUGAAGAGGUGUCCAUGAUGGAGGAUGUGGGCAUGCAGGAUGUCCACUUCAACGAGGAUGUACUGAUGGAGCUGUUGGAGGAGUGUGCUGAUGGCCUGUGGAAGGCUGAGCGCUAUGAGCUCAUCUCAGACGUCUACAAGCUCAUCAUCCCCAUCUAUGAGAAGCGUAGGGACUUUGAGAAACUGGCUCACCUGUACGACACGCUCCAUCGUGCCUACAGCAAAGUGACAGAGGUCAUGCACACGGGCAAGAGGCUGCUGGGCACAUAUUUCAGAGUGGCUUUCUUUGGUCAGGGAUUCUUUGAGGAUGAAGAUGGUAAAGAGUACAUCUACAAAGAACCCAAAUUCACCCCACUGUCAGAGAUAUCUCAGAGGCUACUCAAGCUCUACUCUGACAAGUUUGGCCCAGAGAAUGUUAAGAUCAUUCAGGACUCUGGGAGGAUCAACCCUAAAGAUCUCGACUCAAAGUAUGCCUACAUCCAGGUGACCCAUGUCACCCCGUUCCUGGAAGAGAAGGAGCUGGUGGACAGGAAGACCGACUUUGAGAAGAGCCACAACAUCCGGCGCUUUGUCUUCGAGAUGCCCUUCACCGUGUCGGGGAAGAAGCAGGGUGGGGUGGAGGAGCAGUGCAAACGCAGGACCAUCCUGACCACAACACACUGUUUCCCCUAUGUGAAGAAGCGUAUUGCAGUGAUGUACCAGCAUCACACAGACCUGAACCCUAUAGAGGUGGCUAUAGACGAGAUGAGCAAGAAGGUGGCCGAGCUGAGACAGCUGGUUUCCACCAGUGAUGUGGACAUGAUCCGCCUGCAGCUCAAACUACAGGGCAGCAUCAGUGUCCAGGUAAAUGCUGGUCCCCUCGCAUAUGCCAGGGCUUUCCUGGAUGAUGCCAGCACCAAGAAGUAUCCUGACAACAAGGUCAAACAACUUAAAGAGGUCUUUAGGCAGUUUGUGGAGGCGUGUGGCCAUGGCCUGGGUAUCAACGAGCGGCUGAUCAAAGAGGACCAGCAGGAGUACCACGACGAGAUGAAGGCCAACUACAGAGACCUGGCCAGAGAGCUGUCCGCCAUCAUGCACGAGCCAAUCAGUCCAGUGGAGGAUGGCAUGAAGAGCGUUCUUCCAGACUCGCUGCACAUCUUCAAUGCCAUCAGCGGUACCCCCAGCGGUGCCACCAUCGCGGGCAUGCCCAACUCCUCCUCUGUGGUGUGAGAUCCACUGGGAUUGGCUCACUCCUGACCUCAACGCUCCGCAUGCACGCGCCAACCAGUGUGCCAGUGCUGCCAUGAGCCCCCAUUCCUGCUUCACUGCUCUCCUACUAAUGUUCUUUUAACCUUCACUCACCCCUCCUUUGGCUUGUCCCGUGGGCCAGGACAAAGGACCAUGACGUUUUCUGUUUUCACUAUCGUAUACAGUACAGCCACUCUGUGGAGGAUGGGACCAGGGACAUUGAUCCAUGAGGAACGACUGAACUAAAGGAGUUCCACAUGAACAGAGGGGGGUGGGGGGAUAGUAGGGUUGUCUAUCUGUGGAGCAGACAUACAGAAUGAGGGGGGGACUGGUGUAUCCUCCAUCCUGCGUGUGAGUCUGACUGAGGUUCCUGUCUGUGUAGUGCUGGGGUUCUUUGAUAUAUACUGUAUAUGACAUCACUGGUAGUGUUUCCUGUGGAGACGUUCCUGUAGGGAUCCUUAAAGCAACACAAAUGUGCAUGUGAUGUCACUAGCUCCCCAUCAGCCUCCUGUCGUCUCAUUUUCAUCUUUUUGUUUUGAUCAUUUGUCUUCUGCUCUGAACUCUUCAAGUGAUAUUGUAUGUACAUUAUUCCACUUUGGUAAAUCUCAUAUUGAUGUCUUGGCGAACUAUAUUUGCUGCAUACAUUGGCAUUCAUCUCUCUGUACAUGAAGACUCGUUAUGUUUUUACAAAGCUGCAACUUAAUGGAAAAAGAGCCUCCUAUGAAAACAUUAGUGUUCAACCUUAAUCACUGAAAUGUCUUAGAAUGGGAUUUUUUUAUUAUAAUUUUUUUUUACAGCCAUUGCAUAUAAGUAUAUUCCAAGCUGUUAAUUCUUGUAUAUAAAAAAGGAGUGCAAUAUUUGUCUUUUGCAAGGUGUCUUGCUGUGUUGGGUUCAAUACACUGUAAAGAUGUUUGUCCUUCUUGCCAAAGCAAUGAGGUGUGGAUCCAGAGACGAGGCCUACUGUGGUAGUUUAUAUGAAGCUUUGACCAUUUUAGUGUUCAUUCAAAUGUUAAUGAAAUCAUUUUUAUAUUUGGGAAGCAUUGGGUUUUUUAUUUUUAUUUAACAGAAAGUCACUGUUCUGCUGUAUACAGAAAUGUUCCCUAAUGCUUUUCUUUUAAAUAAAAUUCCCUUAUUUCUCUGCA